UUGGCAGCCAUGGCUCCGAUCGAACAAGCAACUCUUCGCCCCAUCGUCUACUACGAGUUCCUCCAAGGACACUCUGCGAGAGCCGCCGCGGACAACAUCUGCGCUGCAUUCAAGGGCAACGUCGUCCACUAUUCCACGGCUGUAGAUAGUUCCGAAUACUUUACUGAAAUGGGAGUCAAGCGGAGGAAGCAACAUCUAGGAAGAGAUCGGAAUGACGGUGACAAUCGUCGAGACCCGAAUGUCGCCCCUGAUCCUCCCCAACUUGCCCCAGGAAAGUUGCUUAAAGGUCGGCUCAAAAAGGGCAAGAGUAAAAGCAGCCCUGCGUUUUUAGCCAAUUUACUCAAAGUUGGCGGAGCGUCUGCUGUCGUCGUUGUAGGUCUCUACCUAGCCAUACAAGGCUAUAUGGAAACCAGAGUGAACACCCCCUUUAAAUCAGAAAAGGUUACUGUUCGGGAAGGAUUGGAAGUUCCUGAAAGAUUCUGGGGAACUUAUCGUCCAGGAACCUACUUUGGAAUGAAGACUCGUACUCCUGGCUCUCUUGUUGUGGGACUGAUGUGGCUAUCUGAAGACAAUAUAAAGACCUAUGAACUUCCUCCAUUACGACCUCCCUAUGGUAUCUCCUCAUUUGCUAGGCAUUGGUGUCAGGUUGGAGAGGAUGUACGUGCAAAUUGGGAAUAUCAUGAUGGAUCAACUUUUGGAACUCAGAUACUCUAUGACAAGACAUUCAACAUCCGUGUGACAUUUGUAAAAGAAAUUGGUGGACGUCAUGGAGGAGACUGGACUUUUCAACUUGAAGUGGAACCAAAGGUAUAUUUUCAUGUUCCUUGUCAGCCAUACCAGUUAUUCUUUGCUUUUCUAGUCAACAUUAGUGAGGAUGACAGCCCCUCAAUAAUAUCUUUGCAGAAGCCAUUAUUUGAAUUUAUGUUUAAUUUUAUAUAUGAUGCUGAACAGAAUAUCAGCUACAUCCCCCCUAUCUUUCACCAGGUGGAACACCUGACCAGUUUGACCCAUAUCUUCAUAUACAUCACCUUUGAGGAGGAAAGCACAGGAUGGAUAGAGCCAGUAUUUGAUUCAGGAAAGUCUUCUUUGAAGGGUGUUGUAGGUAGUACCCCUUACUUGGGUAAUUUUGACAUUGAAUUUGAGCACAUCUCUGGGGCUGUCAUAGAUACCUACUUUCUAAGAACUGCCUCUUUAGGCAUUGAAAGAGUUCAUGAUGUUGUAAAGCAGUCUUUGGUACGAGUAGGUCAACGUUCUGUGUAUGCCUUGAUUGGAGAACAAUUGGUGCCAAAUCAUGAGUCUGAUCUCAUUGUCUAUGAGGUCAUAUCACUUGUUCAGGCUGGGAAAAAUCUCCAGUUUAAUGUGAUGUUUAAGUCUGGCAGUUUUACAAAGCGUAGUGCAUUCCUGAAAGAUGCAUAUUUUGUAGCACAGCUUGAGAAACACCGCACUGCUUUUGAAGACAGCUUUCAGCAUGUGUUUAACCUCAGAGAACAUGGUAUUCACAAUGAGAGCUUGCUUUCAUUUGGGAAAGCUGCUUUGAGCAAUAUGCUUGGAAGUAUAGGGUACUUCUAUGGCUCUUCCAGGGUUAUCAGUCACUAUAACAAGCAGCCAGUGCCCUAUUGGAAAGCUCCCUUGUACACUGGGGUCCCAUCUCGUAGUUUCUUUCCUCGAGGCUUCCUGUGGGAUGAAGGGUUUCACAACCUUCUGAUAGCCCAAUAUAAUAAGGAGAUGACCAAAGACAUAAUGUCUCAUUGGUUUGACCUCAUGAAUGUGGAGGGUUGGAUCCCUCGAGAGCAGAUUCUUGGGAAAGAAGCAAGGCAGCGUACUCCUGAACCUUUCAUUGUGCAGCAUAAUACCAAUGCCAAUCCCCCAGCUUUUCUACUCACUGUUGAGUAUUUGCUGAAGGAGUGGAAAGAUUCAUUGACAACACAAGAUGCUGCAUUUCUUCAGCGUCUCUGGCCUCGACUUGUGGCAUGGUACAACUGGUUCAACACAACUCAAGGUGGAAAUGUCCCUGGAUCCUAUAGAUGGAGAGGGAGGUUUCCAUAUUCAGAGCAUGAGCUGAAUCCAAAAACAUUAACUUCUGGGUUUGAUGAUUAUCCCCGUGCAUCCCAUCCUGAUGAGCACGAGAGACACCUUGACCUUCAUUGCUGGAUGGCUUUCAGUUCUAAGGUCCUUUCUGAUCUGGCUGACCUCAUUGGAGAGGACUCAUCUCGAUUCCAGGGCACUUAUCAUUACCUCCGUGACUCCAAGCUCCUGGAUUCCUUGUAUUGGUCUGAUGAGUAUGGUGCAUUUACAGACUAUGGGAUGCACAGUGAGAAUGUACAACUGCAGAAACCACCACUCCCUUAUAAGAACCCAAAUCCAGAUCGAGUUCGUGUCACCCUGGAGCCAGCUAAACUAACUCAUGUGAACUUUUUUGGCUACUUGAACCUGUUUCCAUUUUUUCUUCAUCUUAUUGAGCCAAACUCCCCCCGGUUGAAAAAGAUUCUUGAUGACCUCCCUAAUCCAUCUCUCCUCUGGACCAAGCAUGGUUUGAGAUCUUUGGCUAAAAGCUCAAAUUUCUACCAGAGGAAAAAUACAGAUCAUGAUCCUCCAUAUUGGAGGGGUGAUAUUUGGAUGAACAUGAACUUUUUAGCUUUAAGAGCUUUACAUCACUAUGCAAAUGUGCCAGGCCCAUACAAAAGCCAAGCCCAAGAGCUCUACAGCAAGCUCCGAAUGAAUGUGAUAGAAACUAUCUACAAUGAAUAUCUUCGCACAGGAUACUUCUGGGAGCGGUACAGUGACAAAACUGGCCAGGGAAAAGGCUGUAGUCCAUUCAAUGGUUGGACAUCUCUAGUCUUGCUG
Messenger RNA from Darwinula stevensoni, 2844 nucleotides. The record is from the annotation of a GenBank genome assembly. NCBI's taxonomy places the organism in Eukaryota, Metazoa, Arthropoda, Ostracoda, Podocopida, Darwinulidae.